Messenger RNA from Suillus subalutaceus, 1173 nucleotides. RefSeq lists its product as uncharacterized. The record is from RefSeq and is a predicted model, not a curated record. The coding region runs from base 1 to 678 and encodes 225 amino acids. The transcript is spliced from 5 exons. Lineage: Eukaryota; Fungi; Basidiomycota; Agaricomycetes; Boletales; Suillaceae.
AUGGAGGCCGACUCUCAGAACGGCGUUUCGCACGUUCAGCAACAUCCAGAAUUUUUAUUUCCGAGACGGUUCUUCUUCGAGCCGCGGUUCGGGUCGAUGGACGCAACUAGUAAUGAUUUCGCGACACUCCUCUGGGUCUGGUACAGUCCGAAGUACAGACUGGACAGGAGAUCGUCAGACAACUGGCUCGCCAUACUCGAGCUCUCCACGAGGUGGCAAUUUCUUGAGAUGAGGAAGCUGGCUAUCGAACAGCUCCAGAAUCUCAAGAUGGACCCCGUGGAAAAGAUUGCCAUUUAUAACAAGUACGACAUCGAUAGAUCGCUGCUUUUGCCUGAGUACAAGCACCUUUGCACGCGGGAGGGUCAGAUGUCGAUUGAGGAGGGUGAGAAGGUCGGGCUACUCACUGUCCUCGCUAUACAUCAGGCUCGCGAACGUGCAAUGACGAGUGCAGUGGCAAAUGAGCGUCGUGGCCUGACCCAUGCUGAUGUUGAUGAUGAGGAACUGGAACAGAUAUUGAGAGACAUCUUCAAUCUCAACGAAGAUUCCACUACCAGAUCACAACUUGGAGCAGAUAUUGCAAGCAGAAUCACGGACAGGUCAUCCGGGCCAGGUUCGUCCUCUCAGCGGGAAGAUGCUACAGGAAUGGUAUGUCGCAUGCAGCUCACUAAGUGCAACUGACACUCAAGGAAUAUAGGACAGAACCGGAUGAGCGAUCAAUCGGAGGGCGAUCUGAGAGCUCGCUCAGGUGAAAGUUCGACUUGUGUGACCGGGACUGGAAUCGAACCCGUGUCAGCCCAUAGCUUUAUUUCAACGUUCAUCGAGUUUUUGAUUGCAAUGGUGUUUGUCUAUAUUGUCUUCUAUGUACUAUGAACUUCCGAGUCAUGAUUCUCGGAAACACUGGCGGUCGGUGGACACAAAAUAUGCACAAUCCCGCCGUUGUGCACACCGGCGCUGAUUCGAAUCUAGACUGUAAGUGCAUCCAGUGGGUGUGCGGUAUGCGAUUCGAAAGGAACCUUUAUGUACAUCGUUCUGUAGAGGUAACGGGGCCGGCCCGGUUCACGUGACUGUUGAAGACGAAACGGGCGAGGGGGCGCGUUCGAAGCAUAGAUAGUUUUCUGCACCGUUUUUGUGGCGUAAAAUUCUGGAUACGUUGUUGGAAUGCGUGGUAUACUG